UUGACUGACAGUGCAAGCAAAGCAAACUCCCUGCAAUUGUAUUAAUCACAGCCUUCAACUUAUAACCCUGUUCACUCAUCCUUCUGUCAAAAAAAAAAGUUAUUUUUAGAAAGAAAAAGCUAUUUUUUCUCCAUUUUCUUCACUUUAAGCUCCUGCUUCCUCACUGGCUGUGCAGCUCUCCCUCUCUCCCACAAGCUUUGUUUUGAGCUUUCCUCACAAGGAACAGUAAAAUAUUGCUGAAUAUGGUGCACAUUUUCUUAGAGAAAAUACCCAUUCUUCAUCUCCUCCCUAUUUUGAAGAAAUGAGAUCUUGUCUGAGAAGUCCAAGGUCUCUUCUUUACUUGAGCUUGGCUGAGGGGUGGAGGAGGGAGAGAUUAGAUUGUGUGUUUAAUGUGGUUUCUCUCUCUCUUGUAAUAGUGGAAACUGAAACAGGCAUUUUAAUUAAGCAUCAAAUGCCUUCUUAGGCACUGUUACUGCUGUUAUUGGUUCUGGUUUUUUGCUUCAUUGGUGAAAAAAGUUCAUAUCUUGUGACUUCAAACACCAAUACAAGAAACUGUUUGAAGCAUCUCUGGUUCAAGAUUCAGGUACCUUGUUAGGUUUUUGAAAGCAAAGGUUGAAAGAUAGGAGAAGAGAAGAGGAGUGCCCUAGACUUGGGGAGUCUAGGGACAAGAUAAGGUUUUGUAGAAUAUGGUGAGGAGGUUCUAAGAUUAUUAGUUGUUUUUGUGAUUAAAACAAAGGGGGGAAAAUGAGCAAGUGGGUUGAUAAUAUCUUAUUUAGUCUCCCAAGAUUUCUCUUUGUUUGUGGUCUUUAGUUCUCAGCUGUCUCACCCCUCAUUCACUUUUGUUCUCUCUGGACCAUAAAGGAAAUAGUCAUUGAGAUUAAAAAAAAAGUGAAGUAAGAAAGAGCACAGAGAUAGAGAAGGAGAAGAUGGAUAUUUCUGGCCAUGAAGGAGAGAUGCCGAUCCCAAUAAGCAGCAGUUAUGUUGGGGGAGGAGGUGGUCAUGGCCAAAAUCAAAGCCACACCUCUCAUUUCAUCCACCAUGAAGCUCCUUCCCUUCAUCAACUAAAGCUUCAUCAAUCCAAUGGUCCUUCUCCCCCUCCUCCUCCUCCUCCACCUCAUCAAGCUCCUACUCCCAUCUCUGUGGCAGCUCCACUGAACAGCAAAAAAGGAGUUUUGGUGAAGUACAGAGAAUGCCUGAAGAACCACGCAGCCUCCAUUGGUGGAAAUGCAACUGAUGGCUGUGGAGAGUUCAUGCCUUGUGGAGAAGAGGGAACUCUUGAGGCCCUCAAGUGCUCGGCCUGUAAUUGCCACAGGAACUUUCACAGGAAAGAGAUUGAUGGAGAGUUAUCUUCUUGCGACCUCUUCCACUACAAAGGAGGGAGGAAGAUGAUGAGCCAGAAGGGACUUCUAAUCUCAGCAACAGACCCAUUUGGGUUCAAUUCAGGAGGGAACAACCUCAUCCCAAGACCUUCUCACCAAAUGAUCAUGCCAUUUGGUGCCAUACAGACAUCAGAGUCUGAUGAAAUGGAGGGAUUUGGAGGGGGAGUUAUGACAAGGCCUCCAAUGAUGAAGAAGAGGUUCAGAACCAAGUUUACUUCAGAGCAGAAGGAGAAGAUGUUGUGCUUCGCUGAGAAAAUGGAUUGGAGGUUGCAGAAGCAAGAGGAGAGUGUGAUUCAGCAAUUCUGUCAGGAGAUUGGAGUCAAGAGGAGAGUUCUCAAGGUAUGGAUGCACAAUAACAAGCACAACUUGGCAAAGAAGAACAGCAAUCUGCAUCUGGACUGAAGGACUACCAUUACUCUUCCUACUGAUCCUCGAAUUUUUUUUUUUUUCCACUGGCAUUUGGCAU
Molecule: messenger RNA, 1845 nt
Organism: Phalaenopsis equestris
Lineage: Eukaryota; Viridiplantae; Streptophyta; Magnoliopsida; Asparagales; Orchidaceae
Product: zinc-finger homeodomain protein 4-like
Exons: 1
Coding region: 927-1781 (284 amino acids)
Biological process (GO): regulation of developmental process; regulation of DNA-templated transcription
Cellular component (GO): nucleus
Molecular function (GO): transcription cis-regulatory region binding; DNA-binding transcription factor activity
Source: RefSeq, a predicted model, not a curated record